Paramisgurnus dabryanus is the source of this 1312-nucleotide messenger RNA. It is a transcript of the gene cishb, whose product is annotated as cytokine inducible SH2-containing protein b. The record is from RefSeq and is a predicted model, not a curated record. Gene Ontology annotation, biological process: intracellular signal transduction; phosphatidylinositol phosphate biosynthetic process. Gene Ontology annotation, cellular component: phosphatidylinositol 3-kinase complex. Gene Ontology annotation, molecular function: 1-phosphatidylinositol-3-kinase regulator activity. Lineage: Eukaryota; Metazoa; Chordata; Actinopteri; Cypriniformes; Cobitidae.
CACUGAACUAUCUACUGGUGAAGCGAAGGUGACGACUUAAUGUCCGCGAAGCAAGGAUCUGUUUCCAGGGCCACCUUCAGGAAGUGUUGCUAAGGUAACACGUGCUCAGAAUGAAAGGUGAGAAUCAGAAGUUCAUCAGAGCCAAAGAUCCAGCGCACCCUAUUCCUCCAACAUGUCUCUACCAUGGGCUACUGCUGAGGAUUUGUGCUUCAUCACCACGACCUUUCAGCACCUACACACCUCAGGAUGGUACUGGGGUGGCAUGACAGCCAGUGAGGCAAGGGAUGCUCUCACUGGUGCGUCAGAAGGGACUUUUCUCAUCCGUGACAGCAGCCAUCCCCUCUACCUCUUCACCCUCUCAGUAAAGACCUGUAGAGGUCCAACUAAUGUCCGGAUAGAAUAUGACAGUGGCCGUUUUCGCCUUGAUUCCAGCUGCACAGCCCGAUCCUGCCUGUUGUCCUUUCCUGCUAUUCCUAGUCUUCUGCAACAUUAUAUGUCCACCAGUCAAGCUAAAGAGGAAAAGAAGAUAGCAAAAGAACAUCAGGUGGUGUCCAAAGACAAUGCAGUUCUGCUGAAACUCAAAAAACCUAUUCACAGGCCUCAAGCCUUUCCAACGUUACAGCACCUCUCGCGUCUCACUAUAAACAGAUGCACUGAUUGCCAUGAACAUCUGCCAUUGCCACGCCCACUGUUGCUUUACUUGCAAGAGUACCCGUUUAAGGUGUGAGGAGGACAUUGCUCUAUUCCUGAGUGGUUAUUCUUUGCAAAGCCAUGAUUUGCUCAUAAAGUUGCAGUUGUGGAAUACUGUUAACGUUGCUUUGACUUGCAGGAUUGUCGGUCCUGUUAUAAGAUACUUGUAAGAUGAAAAUUCCAAAUUGUAGCACUUCCAUUGAAUCAAAGAGGAGAUGAAAGAAUAUAAGGACUGCUUUUUGUACAUUUUAUUUUUGUAAAUAUGUCUCUUUCUGUUCUCUUUCUAGUAAACUGAAAUGUUUUUGUAUUCAUGAAGUGAAGUAUUCUUGAAAAACACAACUGGGUGUCUUUGAAGUACACUCCUUUAAGCAUGCCAUUCAGUAUUUUAGAAAACCUUCAGUGCCCAAAACAGAAUUAUCCCUUUGCUUUAAAGUUAAGUUUACUCAUUUAUUAUGUUAUCAUCUGAAGUGAAAUAUUAGCUAAUUUACUACCUUUACCAACCAUUUUACCAGAGCUUAACUGAAUUUUUUUGUGAUUAUGAUAUAUUAACUUCGAACAGUUUGUGUUGAGGUGUUUAUGUUCAUGAGAUGAUAUUGUGGCUCUUACGAAAAGACCUACAGAU